Molecule: messenger RNA, 1421 nt
Organism: Pecten maximus
Lineage: Eukaryota; Metazoa; Mollusca; Bivalvia; Pectinida; Pectinidae
Product: DTW domain-containing protein 1-like
Exons: 7
Coding region: 164-1228 (354 amino acids)
Biological process (GO): tRNA modification
Cellular component (GO): nucleus
Molecular function (GO): tRNA-uridine aminocarboxypropyltransferase activity
Source: RefSeq, a predicted model, not a curated record
CUUCCGGCUGGAGAAAGCAUGUUGGCAGAGUGUCUUCCUCUCAAGUACAGCAAGUGACCCUGUCCGGAGAGGUCCCUGUGGUGGCCAGAGAACUCGGGUCCCUGUGGUGGCCAGGGAACUUAGGUUCCUGUGGUGGUCAGAAGGUUCUCAGUAUUCAACAAGGAUGGAGAGUGAUCCAUUUGUAGACCUGAAGAUAGAUUCUCAGGCCUUUCUUGAUGAAAUGGACGGUCGUAUGUCAUGUCCAAAGUGUGGAAAGUCAAGGAAAUAUUAUUGCUACACAUGUUAUGUGCCUGUCUUAGGUAUCGAAGACAAAAUUCCCAAGGUCAAGUUGCCAUUCAAGAUUGACAUCAUCAAACAUCCAAGUGAAUGUGAUGGAAAAAGUACAUCAGGUCAUGCAAGAGUUAUUGCCCCUGAUGAUGUCACCAUCUACACAUAUCCAUGUAUUCCAGAUUAUCCAGACCAAGAAAGGGUGGUGCUGUUAUUCCCCGGAGCUGAAUCUAUAAACAUGGCCGCAUUAGCCGAAAAGUAUUCCCGAUGUGUGCACAACAACAAACAGGAGGACAAGAAAGAUCAGCAUAACAAUAUUUCGGAGGAGAAAACAGAUGUGGUGUAUGCCAGCCUUGAAAAAGUUUCAUCUGAUGUAGGUCAGACUUGUACAGGAGCACACAAAGACAUUUCAUCGUCACCUGAGGGAAAAUUGGUCUCCGAGGACGACGCUAAACAAACAUCAGAGGGUUGUGAUAGGAUGACACAUGGAAAUACAGAAAUUACACAGAAAACAGGUGUGAAAAGAAAACACUUAUCAGACGAGGAGGAGGUCAAAAGGUCAAAGUUAACAAUGGAGGAUACCAAAAGGUUAGAGGUCAAACCUCCAUUUGACCGAGUAAUAAUUAUAGACAGUACAUGGAAUCAGACGAAGAGGAUUAGCUCGGACGAGCGACUCAAGGGCCUUGCAUGUAUAGAGCUGAAGACGAGACACAGUAACUUUUGGCGACACCAGAAGGACAUCCCGUCAACUUAUCUGUCCACCAUUGAAGCCAUUUACUAUUUCUUAAGGGACUACCAUGACGUGUUUGUGGCCCGUGACGAGUAUGAUGGUAGAUACGAUAAUCUACUCUUCUUUUUUACGUUUAUGUACAGUAAAAUCAGAAACAUGUACAAUGGUGGGAAAAAUCUAAAGGCUUAUACCCAACGAAAAGAUAAUGGAAAAUCAGAAAGCAAAGAAUAAAUGAUAAUUUUCUAGAGAUUUUAGCAUAGACAAUUAGAAAUAAAUGUGUGAAAGACAUGUUCUAUUUUUCUACAAUGAAUCUCAGUGUGUCUCAGAAUACUUUAUGAGAAUUGUUAACAAAUAAAGAACAUGAAAUGUCAUAGAAUAAGAUUAUAUCUGAAUUGAUUUAGAAAUACAGUGAAAGUUAUCCAGA